Messenger RNA from Anopheles moucheti, 1494 nucleotides. RefSeq names its product putative serine protease K12H4.7. Gene Ontology annotation, molecular function: dipeptidyl-peptidase activity; serine-type exopeptidase activity. Lineage: Eukaryota; Metazoa; Arthropoda; Insecta; Diptera; Culicidae. The transcript has 2 exons. The record is from RefSeq and is a predicted model, not a curated record. Gene Ontology annotation, biological process: proteolysis. Bases 1 to 1494 code for a protein of 497 amino acids.
AUGCUGCUCCCAAAAGUGAUACCGUUUGCUGUGGUGCUGGCGUUUGUGACGCUGGCGGAAGGCACUGCGUCCAAAAACACACGCCUUCUUGGUGAGCUACAGCGACAUCUUGUGCAGCCAGCCAUACCGCUCGAAUUUGUGCCACGCAACGAAAACAUUGUGGGCGAUCGGUUCCGUACAAAGGUGGAUCACUUCAAUCCACAAAACAGGGACACGUUUGAGUUUAGCUACUUUUCGAACGAUGAGUUCUACCGGCCAGGUGGACCGAUUUUCAUCUUCGUCGGUGGAAACUUCGCACUGACGACGUACUACAUCGAGCACGGGUUGCUGUAUGACACGGCAGCUCGCGAUGGGGCGUGGUUGUUCACGAACGAGCAUCGAUACUAUGGAACCAGCACUCCGGUGCCGGACUAUUCGACGGAGAACUUACGCUUUCUGAAGUCGGAACAAGCUCUGAUGGAUCUGAUCGAGUGGAUUGAUCACCUGCGCAACAACGUGGUGCAGGAUCCGAACGCCAAAAUCAUCCUGAUGGGUACUGGAUAUGCGGGAGCCCUCGCAACCUGGGCCCGACAGCGCUUCCCGAACAUCAUCAACGGUGCGUGGGGUGCGGGAGCCACGGUUCUGGCGAGUUUCGACUUCCAGGAGCAUGCGGGUGACAUUGGUGAAAUCAUUCGUCGCUUCGGUGGAGACGAGUGUUACAGCCUGAUUUGGGUCGCGUUCCGCACCGCCCAAUAUCUGAUCGACGCUGGGCGGGAAGAAACGGUGACGAACCUGCUCAACACCUGCGAACCCAUCGAACAGGGUAGCCUGCUGGACAUGGAGACGCUCUUCUUCCAUCUGAAGCUGGCCAUCCAGGAAGCGAUGCUCAACGUGCAGACCACCGAAAAGAUCCGCGAUGUGUGCGAAAGCAUGGUUAACAGUACGGAGGAAACUGCACUGGAAGAUCUUGCUACCUGGCUGAACGAAUAUUACGCCAAUCUGGCCUGCAAUCCGUUCGACUUCGAUUCGAACAUGGAAGCGGGCCAAGUGUUGCAACCGGGUGCUGUGGAAAAUUCCAUCCUUGGGCUGCGUCAGACACAGUACCAGGCAUGCACCGAGUUCGGUUGGUUCCGGACGACGGAUCUGGACGAGCAGCCGUUCGGGGAUCGAGUAUCGAUGCAUUUCUUCCUGGAGGCGUGUCGGGCACUGUUUGGCCAAUGGGUGUCGGAUGCCGUCAUUUACGAGGGUGUGCGCUUGACGAACCUUCACUACGGCGGACAGGAUCCACGAUCGACAAACGUACUGUUUACGAACGGAGAGCUCGAUCCGAAUCGUCUGGUAUCGAUCACGAGCUACAUCAAUCCGCUGAGCUACGCGUACGUCGUGCCGGGUGAAUUCCUGUACUCGGAAAUCUACUCCAUCAGUGAGGAGGAUUCGACCGAACUGACGACCAUUAAGACUAGCAUCCAGGCCUACAUUAGCUCAUGGCAGGGAGAAGGUUUGAUGCCAGUGUAA